Messenger RNA from Jatropha curcas, 606 nucleotides. The record is from RefSeq and is a predicted model, not a curated record. Lineage: Eukaryota; Viridiplantae; Streptophyta; Magnoliopsida; Malpighiales; Euphorbiaceae.
AUGGAACAAAUCAUUUCUACAAGAGUAUUCAUUAAUCUAUUAUCAUCAACUUUCUUUUUUGUUUUUCUACCUGUUAUUAGCUUUAUUUUCCUAAAACAUAUACUUAUCUCUUUAAAACGACAUCGUUUUCCACCAGGUCCUAGGCCAUGGCCUAUCAUAGGCAACAUUCCUCAUGUUCGAGAAAAGCCACAUAUUUCAAUGGCAAAACUUGCCAAACUACAUGGCCCAAUAUUUUCACUAAGGCUUGGCUAUCAACUUGUCGUUGUUGGUUCUUCGCCGGCCGUAGCUGCUGAAAUUCUCAGAAAGAAAGAUCGUUUUCUUUCUGGUAGAUUUGUUCCAAAAGCGAUUCCUCGACCAAGUCAUGAACUUGAUCGUAUAGCGCUAGUUUGGAAUCCUUCAUGCAGUGAUCAAUGGAAGUCAUUAAGAGCUUUAUCCAGGACUGAGCUUUUCUCUGCUAAAGCAAUUGAAUCAAAGGCUGCUUUAAGAGAACAGAAAGUAUCAGAGAUGAUAGAGUUUUUGGGUAUUAAACAAGGACAAGUAGUGAAUGUUGGAGAAGUUGUGUUUGCUACUGUUUUUAACUCAAUUUCUAAUCUUUUAUUUUCUAAG